AUGGAAUUUGAUGGAAGAAGGGAAGUUCAAAAGACUUUGGCUCUAAUAAAACCAGAGGCUGUUGCGAAGGGAUAUGAGGAUGCAAUUAUGGAGAGAAUUAUUGAUGAGGGAUUUACAAUUGUGAGGUGGGAUAAGAUGCAUUUAUCUCAAGAGAAGGUUCAAUUAUUUUAUAGGGAACACGAAGGAAAAUCCUUCUUUCCAACACUUAUUGAAUAUAUAACGAGUGGACCUUUAAUUGUUCUUGUUUUAGCUAAGCAUAAUGCUGUUCAAGCUUGGAGAGAUUUGAUUGGACCAACUGAUGUUGAAAUGGCAAAGAUUUCCUUCCCUAGAUCAUUGAGAGCAUUGUACGGAACAAGUAAAACUUAUAAUGCUUGUCAUGGAAGCUCAGAUCCAGAAGCAGCAAGAAGAGAAGUUAAAUUCUUUUAUCCAAAUAUCAAUACUGAUCCAAUACUUACUAAUUCCGAAGCCAAUCAAUACAUUAGAGAAAAUUUAGAACAAUAUUUAGUGGACGGAUUAACAAAGUUAGCAAAAGAAAAACCAAUCAAUCCAGUUGAUUGGUUAGCUCAUUGGAUCUUGGAUAAUAAUCCUAAUAGACCUAGAAUAGAGAUUGAAGAAUAA
Naegleria gruberi is the source of this 618-nucleotide messenger RNA. RefSeq names its product nucleoside diphosphate kinase. The record is from RefSeq and is a predicted model, not a curated record. Gene Ontology annotation, biological process: GTP biosynthetic process; UTP biosynthetic process; CTP biosynthetic process. The coding region runs from base 1 to 618 and encodes 205 amino acids. The transcript has a single exon. Gene Ontology annotation, molecular function: nucleoside diphosphate kinase activity. NCBI's taxonomy places the organism in Eukaryota, Heterolobosea, Eutetramitea, Acrasida, Naegleriidae.